AUGUGCAGCAUUGGUCAGAAGGUGAUGCGUCCGGGGGUCGCUACCCGGGCAAAACCGGAUACUGCUCCCGGAAGAACGCUUUCUCCGCUGCGCCUCGGUGUUUUGGUGACGGGACCAGCUCGCUUUUUGGCAGGAGUGCCAGGUCAACGACUCAACCAACGGGGCGGCGCGGCGGGCCAGCGGGGACCUUUGUCGGUGUCCCUGCCACUAGCAAUUUUUUUGGUCUUUUAUCUCUCACUUGUUCCUCUUAGGCUGUCGCCAACAUCCCGUUUGCCGAGCUUCGACUGGGAUUCCUCAAUCUGCCCAUAUCCGUGCUUUCUGGCCUCUUCCACCUCGGCGUCUGUUUUUUCCAGAUCCCGAACUGUCAAUCUUGCAGCCAAUAAUAGCUGUAGUGUUAAUGCUGAUGCUGCUACUCCGUACACACGAGACAGAGUAGCCGUAUGGUCAUCGCGAUCGUCCAUUGAAGUGAGCAAGGGUGGUUUUUCCUAUGGGUCAGGUACGUACCCGUACAUGCGCCCAGAUGCGCGACGGGGGUAG
Colletotrichum tamarilloi is the source of this 537-nucleotide messenger RNA. RefSeq lists its product as uncharacterized. The transcript has a single exon. The coding region runs from base 1 to 537 and encodes 178 amino acids. The record is from RefSeq and is a predicted model, not a curated record. NCBI's taxonomy places the organism in Eukaryota, Fungi, Ascomycota, Sordariomycetes, Glomerellales, Glomerellaceae.